This is a messenger RNA of Drosophila arizonae, 1432 nucleotides long. It is a transcript of the gene CstF64, whose product is annotated as cleavage stimulation factor subunit 2 CstF64. Gene Ontology annotation, molecular function: mRNA binding. Gene Ontology annotation, biological process: mRNA 3'-end processing. Gene Ontology annotation, cellular component: mRNA cleavage and polyadenylation specificity factor complex. The record is from RefSeq and is a predicted model, not a curated record. NCBI's taxonomy places the organism in Eukaryota, Metazoa, Arthropoda, Insecta, Diptera, Drosophilidae.
GUUCGCAUUCACAUUCAGAAUAAUUAAUAACAAUUGAUAAUAUUAUUUAGCGAACGUCGAAUAAAUAAUAUCAAAAUGACCGAUAAAGCACAAGAACAGAGUAUUAUGGAUAAGUCCAUGCGGUCAGUGUUCGUAGGCAACAUACCCUACGAAGCUACCGAGGAGAAGCUAAAGGAAAUUUUUAGUGAAGUCGGCCCGGUACUUUCGCUUAAACUUGUGUUUGAUCGCGAGAGCGGCAAACCCAAAGGGUUUGGCUUCUGCGAGUACAAGGAUCAGGAAACAGCACUGAGUGCCAUGCGCAAUCUCAAUGGCUACGAGAUUGGUGGGCGCACUUUGCGAGUGGACAAUGCGUGUACAGAGAAAUCACGCAUGGAGAUGCAGCAGCUGUUGCAGGGACCACAAGUAGAGAAUCCGUAUGGCGAACCCUGUGACCCAGACGAUGCACCUGAAUUGAUUACCAAAACAGUUGCCUCCCUGCCGCCGGAGCAGAUGUACGAGCUGAUGAAGCAAAUGAAGCUGUGCAUUGUUAGCAAUCCCUCGGAAGCACGUCAGAUGCUUAUGCUGAAUCCGCAGUUGGCCUAUGCUCUGCUACAGGCCAUGGUGGUGAUGCGCAUCGUUGAUCCGCAACAGGCAUUGGGUAUGCUUUUCAAGGCUAACCAAAUGCCUCCCGUUCUGGGUGGCAACCCUCACGCCAAUUCGGGUCCCAUGCCCAUGGGCUCAGCGCCACAGCAACAACCAGCGCCGCAGCAGCAGCCGCCCGUACAGCCAGGGGGUGUUGGUGGUCCUGGACCGAUGCAGCCCAUGCCUGUGCCCGGGCCGAACUUCAAUAACAUGCAUUCGAAUGACAUCGACUUGCGCAUGGUACCCGGUGGGCCGGUUAAUAUGGAUCCACGUAUGAUGGGUCGUAAUCUGGACCAGGACAUGCGCCAGGUGCCAGGCCCCAUGCCCAAUCCCGUACCGCCGCCACUUAUGGAUCCACGCACUCGCGCCCAAAUGCAGCCGCAACAACAGCAAGGACCGCCAGCCGCCCCCAUUCCAUACCCAAGCGAUCCACGCCAGCGUCCAAUGGAUCCUCGUCUACGUGGUGCCAUGCCACCAGGACCGGUGCAACAGCAGCAGCAGCCGCCUCCACAGGUGCAGCAGACAGUGACUCAGCAGCAGCAAUCGGCGGCGCUGCAGCUGCAAAGUCGAUUGGGUGCCCAUGGCGUGUUGCCAUCGGAUGCCUCAGACCAGGAGAAGGCCGCACUCAUUAUGCAGGUGUUGCAGUUAUCUGACGAUCAGAUUGCCCAGCUCCCGCCUGAGCAACGCGCCAGCAUUCUGGUGCUCAAGGAGCAAAUAGCCAAAACCCGAACUGCACGAUAAAUAAAUAAUUUGCGACUUUUAUUGUACAACAUUUGAAUGGGAAACUAAUAAUAAAGAUUAAUCAAGAGGA